AUAAAUAAGACAAAAAAGAAAGAUAGAAACAACAUUAACGAAUUCUCUACGCUCCCAUAUUAUGGAACAGAUGUCAAGAGUUACGUCAUUUUAAGAUCUUCAGAAAAAAAAAAAAGAUGUCUGCUUUCAAUGCAGGGUUCAUUUCAGAAAAGGUAAGGGAAUGGUUAAAGUACUAAGAACGGCUGAAGGUCGUUGCUGUAAAAGUCGCACAUAAAAAAAUUGCUUUUUUUUAUUAAUGCUCGUGCCUGUAUCCGGUUGCGCAAUGAAAUUAGAUAAAAAGAAACAAAACAUCUUUAUACAUUUAUUAGAGUGUAUUUUUAUGCAAGUUAAUCCUUUCAUGAAAACCGGUAUGUUUUCCAAAACAAGCUUACAAGCUGCGUGUCGUUUGUUUCGCUGUUAAAACGCUUGGAUAUGAUAUGGAUUUGAAAAUGACUUCACUUUUCUGCAACAAAAGAUGGCUGCAAAAAGGUCUCCAUUCCGUAGCUAGUGUCUGACAGAAAAAAGCAUUUGCUCUGUAUUAUAAAUCCAUUUUUUUAAAAUUCGAUUAAAUCAACAACAAAGUUAAAGCUGCUCUAGCCACGGUUUAUAAAUGAGUUUGAAAAUGCCUCCAAUUGUUUAUGAAAGUAAAAGGGCUUUAUCAUAGUCCAUAUCUAUAUAAAAUACUUCAGAAGCUUCAUCGACUCUAAAAUGGCGGAAAAGAAAACGUGUCAAGUCAAUAUGCGGCUCUUGCCCAUUAAAGCCCAUUACUUUUUCUUUUUUGGAGCCAUGGGAGGAGUGAUGCCAUUUAUGCCCGUGCUGGCGAAGAAUCUCGGAAUUAGUUCUACGGCUGUUGGACUCGUAUACACGGUGCUUCCUUUCUGCGUGUUUUUCUCGAAACCGCUCUUCGGUUUCAUCACAGAUUUGUUCCGAAACAUAAAGCUGAUCGUCUUCCUGCUCGUCUGUGCCACGUCCGUCGGCUACUUUUCUGUCAUAUUCCUGCCGCCCAUCGAUAAUGUUAAGUGGACGCAUGUUGAUGCCCAGUGCCAGAACACUGGGAAAUCCAUAUCAGUUAUUCCAAAUCAGUAUGAUAAUCGUUGCUUAAGAGACGUUCUCAAACAGAGCGUAAACGGCGAACUAAGUUUCAUGACAUGCGACAACAGCAGUUCGCUCGUCCUUCAGGGAAAAGUGAGCAUUGGAAAAUUUGUAAACACAACCACCGAUGAAUUUGCUGGUUCCAAUGACACAUUUUGGUUGGAAUUCAUCCCCGAUUUAAAUAUUUCUUGUGAGUGCAUCAAGAAUGAUUCUUCUGCUUUGAAAAGUGUCAAAAUGAGUUCGUGCUUACCGGGAGACAACAGCUUGGUGUACAAGACUUAUCAGUUUUGGGUUUUCACUGUGCUGGUUGUCAUUGGAGGCACGGGAUCCGCAACGGUGUUUUGUCUCAGUGAUGCGGCAUGUUACGAGGUCCUUGGAGAACGACCUGAGCUUUACGGGAGACAGAGAUUGUGGGCUACCAUCAGCUGGGGAUGUGUGACUCUUUUGGCUGGUUUCUUCAACGACAUAGCCACUGGAAAUUCCGAUACCACGAACUAUGCACCUGGAUUCUACCUGAUGCUAGCUCUAGUUGCUGUCGAUAUUCUUCUAUUGUUGAAAAUAAAGCUUACUAAAGCAAAUUUCUCCCUGCACAUAUGUCAGGAUAUUGGCCAGAUAUUUUCAUCUUGCCAUACAGUUGCUUUUGCAACUUGUGUUUACAUCAUCGGUGGUCUGACAGGCCUCAUAUGGAAUUACCAGUUUUGGUUCUUGGAAGAUCUGGGCGCCACACAGACUUUGAUGGGUCUUUGCGUUGCCGUUCAAUGCCUCGUUGCUGAAAUGCCUUUCUUCUUCUUUGCUGGGUGGUUCAUCAAGACUUUUGGAUAUUUCACUUGCAUCAUUGGCUCUUUCAUAGCAUUUACACUUCGAUUGGGACUGUAUUACAUACUAGAAAAUCCAUGGCUGAUCCUUCCAGUUGAAAUACUUCAUGGACUGACUUUUGCAGUCUUUUAUGCCUCCAUGACUGGGUAUGCUUCAGAUAAUGCCCCACCAGGAACUGAAGCGACUAUGAUGGGAAUAUUAGGAGGUUUGUUUGAAGGUUUAGGUGUCGCCACCGGCAGUCUCCUCGGUGGAGUGGGCUUCGACAAAAUCGGUGGUCGGUGGACGUUCCUGGUGGCCGCCACCAUCAGCUUCUUUUGUGCGCCAUCUCUUGCCCUGGUGCUCUUCAUUCUUAAGAGACUUCGACCCAAAAGUUGAAUUUCAGUUCUGUCAGGAAUUGCUGACUGUAAAUAGCAUCGUUUGACAGCACUUCGGCCACAAUUUUUCAUUUCACGAUGGUUCAUUUCUUGGCUUUUGUUUUAUAGCGUUAUCAUUUUCACUGACUGUGCAGAAGAAAAUCGACCCAAUUAUACACCAUCAAUUCAUAUAACUUUAACUCAUCAUUUUAUAUAACUUUUAUCAUCAACUUAUCAAAUCAUAUAAUUUUAAUCAAUUGAUAUAGCAACUAAAUCAAUUAACAAUCUGUUUAAAAAGGCAGUCAAUAAAAUGUAAAGAAAGUUAAUCGAAUCUUACAACGGAAAAUGAAUAUUCAAAAAUUUCAUGCUAUUAAAGUAAUUUAAUAAAGUUGAAACCCAGCCAGCCUGUUUUUGCACAUUUCAAGGAAAUGAGCUGGUUAAAAAUCGCACUUCCAGGCUCUCCAUUUGGCAAUUAUCUUGAUGCUCAAUGUCGAGGGACAAUGGAAGGACAUCAAGUUCUCCUGGGCAAAGACAAAUCUUGAGCCGUAUUAAAUUGCAGAGAAUUUUUUUUUAUCUUCAAGAAUCUCCAACUCACAGAACAAACUUUAAUAAUUCAGUGACAUAUUCAAUAAUAAAUUGCUUGUAGUCAAAUAUAUAUUGCAAGUUAAUAUUUAUUUUGGGAAAUUGAUUUUCCAUGUUGAUUUAUUUUAUCGACGUCAAAAUCAGCUGCAGUUUCGUAUUCAUCUCGUAUCAUUGCCAGACAAUUCAGUCUUCCUUUCGCCAUGGCUCAAACCUGUUUUCGUGCGGUACUUUUUUAUGUUAUUUUUUUUAAUGCGGUAUAUGAAUUCCAACUAUGGUGGCAUUAUAACACCGUUGUAAUGUUUUCUAUCAGUGUAUAUUAAUUCAAUGAGUAUUUAUAAAAUGUAUGUGCAUAUCAACUAAUUGCAAUAUUCCAAAAUAAAUAAUAUAUUCCAAAAAUAAAUCAAUUCUAAUAUCUUCAUGUGACGAAAAUGAUUUUGGGUUAGUUUAUCACAAGAAAAUGCAAAUAAAUCUUGGAUUACGAUGAGUAGAUUUGAAUUUUUGAAAAUUCCUCCAUGUUUAAAAUAAGAAAUUAAAUUUUUAAAAAUGUUUCCAUGUGCAAUUUAAUUAUUUAUUUUAUAUGAAAAGCACUUUAUCAUUAUUUCGUAAAUUUUCACAGAUUUUGUAAGUAAGGCAUUUUUUAUAUAGAACCCCUUCAUCGCAUAAAAAUUUUUUUUCGUAAAUAUAUUAUGAAAAAUUAUUUAUUAUAGCUAUUUAUAAAGAUUUUUCACGAUUUUACGAUUUUUUUUUUUUUUUUUUUUUCUAUUUCUUACAUGCGAUCCCUAACUACCGCACAAAAACAAGUUACUCUGUAUUCUGGUAUCAAUUUUAAAAAUAAAAUAAAAUGUUAUUUGAACUGGCAACUGAUACUCGUGGUAUUAGGAUUCUUCGCAAAAUAACAAAUAUAUUUGAAAAAUGAUUUCCUAAUUUAUAUUAUUAACAUACCUGAAAAAGACUUCAAUUGCUGAGAUAUUUUCGGUCGCAUUCUGUUCGGUGACAAAAUACAGCAGUUCUUUCUAUGUUAUUGUACCUGAAAAAUCUUUCCUAGUCUUUGAAAAACUUCGUAAAUACUCAAGGUAAAAAAAUCGCUUUUUAAAAUGGCGUUAAUUUUUUUGAAGAAAACGUUUUAAAAUCUGGCGUACGAAUUUUGACAAAAUGAUGCGAUAAGCAGUUGAAUCUCAUUUUUGUAUAAAACGUUUAAUCAUUUUUAUGUAAAAAAGUUUUUUUUUAGUUUUGGCAUUUUAUAUCAUGCACUGUUUCGUGUUUAAACCUAUUUCCAUCAGUGGCAAAAAGACAAUUUCUGGUUAACGGAACAGAGACCUCUUCUAUUAGAAAAUCAAGUUCUAAUGUUAACGAUUAUCCUUGUUAGUCCGCGCGAGCUAUUUCCGAAGUUUUUCAAUUGUUCCUAUUAUUUGGCACGCAAAUGUACACCAAUUUCUUCUGAGAAUACUCAAAAAAUUGUCAAUCAGGUAUUGUUAAGAAGAGCUAUACUCAUUCAUUAGCUAGUCAAAUUUCUGAUAGUUGUGACAAAUCUUAAAAGAAAAAAUAUAUUAGAUCUGAAAAUAACAUCAUUUCUUGUAACUUUUCUGUAAUAGUCUUUCAUUUGUGAAUGCAAGUAUCUUCUUUUAUAUAUGUACAUUUUUAAUGUAUUUGCGCUGUAAUUUUUUUGUCUUAAAACGUUUUCUAAAAAUAGAUUAUUCUAUUGUACAUCAAGACUGGAUGCAUACUAUAAUAUCUAUUUGUUAUUAUAAUACUGUAUAUUAUAAUAUCUAUUUUCUAGAUAUAUAUUUUCUACCUAGGAAGUUGGAUGUAAUAUACCUGUGAUAUUCGAAAGAUUUACCUUUUAAAGCUUCUACUUUUAAUAAUAUUGUCGAGUUUCUGGAACUAGAAAAUGUAUAUUUACUUUUUAUAAAUCUUUUUUGAUUAUUGUACUUUACUUCCAUAAAGUAAAACUCUUGUUGUUGUUGUUUUUAAAAAAAUGGA
Molecule: messenger RNA, 4802 nt
Organism: Argiope bruennichi
Lineage: Eukaryota; Metazoa; Arthropoda; Arachnida; Araneae; Araneidae
Product: major facilitator superfamily domain-containing protein 6-like
Exons: 6
Coding region: 688-2262 (524 amino acids)
Cellular component (GO): membrane
Molecular function (GO): transmembrane transporter activity
Source: RefSeq, a predicted model, not a curated record